GAUCUUUAUUUGUGUUGCAGCCCAAUCUAAUCUCAUUCGACAAUGGAACCGCCGCCGACCAUGGCCUUUCGAUGUCUUCUUCGGCUGAAGAAUUUCUAUAAGAUAUGGAAAGGACUUACUUUUGUGGGAAGCCAAGUAUUCAUUCAGCAUUCUUCACCUAUGGUUUGAAAGAUUUUAAACCUAAACUUCCAUUCAAGCUGUUGCCACUUCCAAUAGCUACAUCAAGAGAGGCACACGGAAUAUUGACAUCCCUUAAUCCCUGUCCAAAAGUUCAUCAUGGAGAAACAUUGCAACUUUUGCUUGAUGUAGCACCAUCCGAAAUUAGUCCUCAAUUCUUUAGUUUAGGUUUAUCAACUGAGCAUUGUGAAAACAAGAAACCCGCCAGCCUUGGAUUUCAGACUUCUGUAUCCAGUGUGAAGUAUGAGAAAGGUUCCACUAAUUGUGAAAGUGCUCAAGGUGUCUCCCAUAAAGAAAUCCAGAGAAGACUGAAGAUUGGCGCAGCAAACAGAGGCAGGAUACCUUGGAACAAAGGAAAGAAACACAGUGAAGAGACUCGUGAACGCAUUAAGAAAAAAACAUUGGAGGCCUUAAGCAACCCCAAGGUCCGGAAGAAGAUGUCUCAAUUCCAUCAUAGGCACAGUGACCAGAGCAAAUCUAGGAUUAGUUCUUCCCUAAAAAAGAUAUGGGAAGAGCGUCGAAAAAUUAAACGACUACAAGCCCAAUGCUACACAUUGUGGGCAAGAACUAUUGCUGAAGCAGCAAAAAUAGGAACUGAUGACCAAGAGGAAUUAGAAUGGGAUGACUUUGAGAAAAUGAAAGCAGAUUUCAUGACCCAACAAGUAAAACUCAAAGAAGAGAAAGAAAGGGCAAAAGUACGUGUGAAGCUAAGAGCUGAAAUGGUUGCGAGGGAGAGGGCUGAAAAAAUUGCAAAGCUCGCUGAACAAAGGAAACUACGGAAACAAAUGAUGGAAGAUAAACAGGUGGAGUCAUUUUCAAGAGAGAAAUCUGACAGAGAAAAGAAGAUACCAUUAUCCAAAAGUUUAAAACUCAGGGCAAGAUUAACUAAGUUUCGUGAACGCAAGAAGCAACUAAGCAAGUCCUGGAAAUUUGAAGCUGACAUGAUUGAAGAAUCGAGGCCAGAGUUUAAGAAAUGGGACAUGGAAGUGAUUAAAAAUGAAAGUUUGAAACAAAUCUCACUUGCUGAUCAAAUCGAAGCCGUGAAGAACAGAACAGAAUUGUCAGGAAUAGAAAUUGUAGCAAAUGCAUCCAUAGAUUAGGAGAUGAUUGGUUCCAUGAUAUGAGAUUUACUUGCCUUACGAGGACAUUAUGCCACGGUAGGUUCUUCAAUUUUUUUGUUCAAAUAGAAAUCUUAUUAAUAUUUUUUGGGAAAUUAUCUAAUGCCUCUUCUAACA
Messenger RNA from Zingiber officinale, 1412 nucleotides. RefSeq names its product trichohyalin-like. Lineage: Eukaryota; Viridiplantae; Streptophyta; Magnoliopsida; Zingiberales; Zingiberaceae. The transcript has 7 exons. Bases 105 to 1277 code for a protein of 390 amino acids. The record is from RefSeq and is a predicted model, not a curated record. Gene Ontology annotation, molecular function: DNA binding.